AUGGCUAAGGAUUUUAAGCAGGAGUGUUUGGACCAGUACACGAUCAUGUACAUUGCCUUGAAUGUUGCAAAGCAGCCCUGGAGGGUUACCAGUUCAUUUGUGCUGGGUUUCUGGUUGGACCGGACCGCUGUGCAUGAAGCUGCCCAGCUGGGUGAGACGCUGGAGUUGCAGCAGCUGAUAGAGGAUGGCGCCUGCGUCAACCAGGUGAUGGUGGACUCCAUCACGCCCCUGCAUGCCGCCAGUCUGCAUGGCCAGGCGCAGUGUGUGCAACUGCUGCUGGCCGCUGGGGCCCAGGUGGAUGCUCGAAACAUCGAUGGCAGCACCCCACUCUGUGACGCCUGUGCCUCGGGCAGCAUCGAGUGUGUGAAGCUGUUGCUCUCCCAUGGGGCCAAUGUCAACCCGCCCCUGUACACAGCAUCCCCCCUGCACGAGGCCUGCAUGAGUGGAAGUUCUGAAUGUGUAAAGCUCCUUAUUGAUGUUGGGGCCAAUCUUGAAGCGCACGAUUGCCACUUUGGGACUCCUCUGCAUGUUGCCUGUGCAAGGGAGCACCUGGACUGUGCUAAGGUGCUGCUCAAUGCAGGGGCCAAUGUGAAUGCUGCAAAACUUCACGAGACAGCCCUUCACCAUGCAGCCAAGGUGAAGAAUGUGGACCUCAUUGAGAUGCUCAUUGAGUUUGGAGGGAACAUCUAUGCCCGAGACAACAGAGGGAAGAAGCCUUCUGACUACACAUGGAGCAGCAGCGCCUCAGCCAAGUGCUUUGAGUACUACGAAAAGACACCUCUGACCCUGUACCAGCUUUGCAGAGUGAGCUUGAGGAAGGCCACUGGUGUCCGAGGACUGGAGAAAAUCGCCAAGUUGAACAUCCCUCCCCGGCUCAUUGAUUACCUUUCCUACAACUGA
Molecule: messenger RNA, 900 nt
Organism: Chrysochloris asiatica (Cape golden mole)
Lineage: Eukaryota; Metazoa; Chordata; Mammalia; Afrosoricida; Chrysochloridae
Gene: ASB13
Product: ankyrin repeat and SOCS box containing 13
Exons: 6
Coding region: 1-900 (299 amino acids)
Biological process (GO): positive regulation of protein catabolic process; protein ubiquitination; intracellular signal transduction
Molecular function (GO): protein binding
Source: RefSeq, a predicted model, not a curated record